AUGACACCAAAAGUCUGGCUUGUCACCGGUGCAUCUUCAGGCCUCGGGGCCGCAAUCGCCGAGGCGGCCCUUCAAGCGGGCCACUCAGUGAUCGCCACGGCCCGCAACCCCACCAAAGCAGCGGAAGCCAACCCGCAAAUUUCCAGCCUGGGCGGCACUUGGAUCAAGCUUGAUGUAACGAGCUCCGAUACCGCCAGAGCAGUCGAAAGCGCGAUUAAUCAAGCGGGUGGUGUGAUUGAUGUGGUUGUCAACAAUGCCGGGUAUUCCUUGCUUGGCAGCAUCGAAGAUAUGAGCGAGGCCGAAAUCGAGACUCAAUUCAGCACCAACGUCUACGGUCCCGUUCGUGUGUUGAAGGGUGCCCUUCCUCUCAUGCGGGCCAGGAAAUCUGGCACUGUUGUGAAUAUCAGUAGCAGUGCUGGGAUUGAUGGACUGCCCACAUGUGCCAUAUACGCCGGGACGAAGUUUGCUCUUGAAGGCAUGUCUGAAAGCCUUGCGAAGGAGCUAGCGCCAUUCGAUAUUCGAGUCCUUGUCGUCGAGCCAGGAUCACUUCGGACCAACUUCUGGACAGCCUACGUUGAGCCAGCCGCCGGUAUGAAUGAAGGAUAUACUGGGACACCCUUGGAGAAUGUCCUUGAUGCAUUCAAGUCGAACAAGGGAAAACAGCCUGGCGAUGCCGUCAAAUGUGCUCAGAGAAUUCUGGAAGUCAUAGACGGCACAGGGAUGGGUGCUGGGAAGGGUGAACUGUUUCGGUUACCUCUGGGCUCGGAUUGCUACAAUCGCUUCCAAAAAAAGAUCAACAACUUGCAGGAUAACCUACUGCAAGCGAAGGACAUUGCCCAUUCAACUAGUUACUCAUGA
Penicillium salamii is the source of this 858-nucleotide messenger RNA. The record is from the annotation of a GenBank genome assembly. Lineage: Eukaryota; Fungi; Ascomycota; Eurotiomycetes; Eurotiales; Aspergillaceae.